UAUGAUCUCACAUGUGGAAUCUAAAAAAAAAAAACAAACAAACCCAAAGGCCCAGAAAUAGAGAACUUAUGGAUUAAAUUGGUUUUUGGUGAUUGCCCAGGGCUUCAACUUUAUUUCAUAAGUUUAUUUCUUUGGAAAACUGUUUCCAAGCUUUAUAACAAAGUAUCACUGAACUUGGAGAAGAUAGUCUGUGCAUAAGUUGGAGACUUUGCCUAUUUUGAAAUGGAAAAAUUCUUGUCUCAGCAUUACUGAGUUAAUGUACAGUUGGUACAAAGUUUUUAAUUCUAAUUGCUGACUUGCUUAGUGAGUGAAUGAUUGAUCAUAAUCAACUGGAACGUGUAAGAUAAAGCAUGGUGACCUGAGUAGUUUUUCUGGUACAGUCAAUUCUUUAGUGUGAUAAAUAUUUUUAUAAACAAUUUUUCUGUUUCUCUUGGAUAGUCAGUUUCUCUCCCUCCCUCUUUUUCAGGAGACUUACGUGAAAGGGUUGGAAGCCUUGAUGUUUGAGUAGACAAGAGAAGACUGAAAAGUACAGAAGGAGUCACUAGUUGGCUAACAUGGGCCUGAGCAUCGAUGACACGGUCACUUCUACAGCUUGAAGAGAGAGCCUCGAGUCUCAGUUUGUUAUUUUCUCUCCCUUCCGGUUGGGGCCUUCUAUUUUGGUCUUGGGAAUUGGGUUCACAGUUGAAGGAAGGAGGCCCCAAAGGUACUGAGAUAAUCUCUGGAGUAAAGAAAACAGGAAAAGUAAAGAAACUAUGAGUGGAGGAUCUCAAGUCCACAUUUUUUUGGGUGCUCCGGUUGGUCCAUUGAACAUGACAGUAUCAACGGAACCAACUUCUUUAAUGUCUACUGAGAACCCCUGGAAAAAAAUUCAGCUUUUAUACCACCAACAUUCUUUACAUCUGAGGGAUGAAAACUGCACGCAUGAAACUCUUGAAGACUAUCCAGUUCUAGAAGCUAAUGGCCCUCUAGAUUUUCCUAGUGCUCAGUUUUUAACAAACCCUAUGGGUGAACCUAUUCAUGUGAAAGAAGACUCUAUAGAUUGUAUUUCUGAAACACAGACUGUAAAAUCCCAGGAGAGUCCCCCUUUAGGAGUGAGAGAGAGAACCAGCUCUGAUGUGCAAAUAUGUGGAUUUAAGGGAAAAGUUCAGCAUUUAACAGAAGAAGAAAAGUUUCAAAAUCUUCUCAGUGAAAAUAAGAAAAUUGCAGAUGGACAGCAUAAAGAUCAGUCAAAUACAUGUGGUCAGAACUUUCAGAAAAACUUCUUUCAGUUAGAUCAUAAGUGUGCAGCUACGUUAGAUUUGGUCUGUAGUAUGGAAAAGAUUAAUGUGGGGCUGGGAGCGAUUGAAAUGAAGUGUGGGCCAACAGAGCAUCAUGAGGUACAAAACCAGGGUCUGGAGUUCUUUUCCUCUGACACAGAAGAUAAGCCAAGGUCCGAAGCUGUUAGAAAGGUCGCAGACCUUAAAAUAUCUACGGAUACUGAAUUUCUUACUAUAAUGACCUCCAGCCAGGUUGCUUUUUUAUCUCAAAGGAAGUCUAAAGGACAGAAUUUUAUCAAUAAAGGGCCUGUAAGCGAACCAAAGGCAAGUCAUAGGGAAAUAAGAAUACUUGAAGAUAAUUUGACUCAGCCUAAUGAUGACUUUGCAGGAGGAUGUGAAAGUGGACAAAAUCAAGCACAUUCCCUUGAACUCUUUAGUCCUGUUUGUCCUGAAGCAAAAAGUAGCGACACUCACAUGAAGUCUGAUAAAAGUCUCGAAGAAAAUAGAGGACCUCAAGCACUGUUCAAUUUUGAAGACAAACCGCCACCCAGUGAUGUAUGUAUCGAGUCAUAUAGCUCAGGAAUGCUGUGUUCCCAACUAAAUACCUUCCACAAAAGUUCUGUUAAAAGAAGUUGGACCUCUGAAGACAAGUUGGGCCAUUCCAAAGCUCUGUCUAAAGUCCUCCAACCAUCCAAGAAAAUUAAGUUGGUCUCUGAUGCAGGAGAUCCUACUGCAACAAUGGACCAGAGGAAUGUGUCUAAAUUUAAGGGGAUUAAAAAAACAUCAUUAAUACAAAAUUGUGAUUCUAAGAGUCAGAAGUAUAAUUGUUUAGUCAUGGUAUUAUCUCCAUGUCACGUGAAAGAAAUAAGUAUAAAAUCUGGACCAAAUUCCGGCUCUAAAGUGCCUUUAGGAACAAUUGUGGUAACGGACCAGUCAGGAAUUAAGAAGAAGGUAUCUCUGUGGAGGGCUGCAGCAUUUUGGGCACUUGUAGUAUUUCCUGGAGAUAUAAUUUUGCUUACAGGUAAGGUCAAUCAUGGGGUAGUGUGUUUCUUUAAUUUGAACAUGUUAUUGAAGGUCACAUGUUAUUUACUGUUUUGUAGGCCAGCUGUAAUGACCAUAGCUGAUGGAAUAUAUAAGGUUUGCAUCCACGUAGGAUCAAAGCUGAUUGAGAAGAUUCUUCUCAACAUUUCUCCUGACUGGCUCAACAGAGUUAUAGCACCUCCCUCAGAGAUCACCUAUGCCAUGGUGGCCGCUGACUUGAUCCACUCGCUGGUGGCCGGCGGCGGCGCCCCUUGCGCGGUGAAGGCGCAGAGCCUCUUCGUGUUGGAUGAGAACAGCUGCCCGCUGCAACAAGAGUUCUCCCUACUGGAUUUUUAUCCCGACAGUGGCAAGCCUGUACCCAGUGCCCUCCUCUGAGACCGGAGGGGGAAGUGGCAGGUACUUCAAGGAAGAUGGCUGAACUGAUUUGCCUUUUCGAGAGAAAUGAAUGACAGGGCUUUACCUGGGCGUU
Molecule: messenger RNA, 2766 nt
Organism: Leptonychotes weddellii (Weddell seal)
Lineage: Eukaryota; Metazoa; Chordata; Mammalia; Carnivora; Phocidae
Source: RefSeq, a predicted model, not a curated record